This is a messenger RNA of Lactuca saligna, 1906 nucleotides long. The record is from the annotation of a GenBank genome assembly. NCBI's taxonomy places the organism in Eukaryota, Viridiplantae, Streptophyta, Magnoliopsida, Asterales, Asteraceae.
GAUUUGGGUUCAAAUUGAGUUCCACCGUACGCAAAACACAGGAAAUCAUAGCACUUGUUUUGGUUUUUAACAACUCUACUCACUCAUCGUUCUCUGAAGUCUGAACCCUAACGACGCUGGCGGCCGGAUCUACCACAUUUACUAAGAAAAGAUGAGUCGCUCAAGCAGAACGCUCUAUGUUGGGAAUCUUCCUGGGGAUAUUCGCGAACGGGAAGUGGAAGAUUUGUUUUACAAGUAUGGUCGAAUAGCCCGCAUUGAUUUGAAAGUCCCACCGAGGCCUCCGGGUUAUGCUUUUGUUGAGUUUGAAGAGUCCCGAGAUGCUGAAGAUGCAAUCAGGGGUCGUGAUGGGUAUGAUUUUGAUGGUCACAGAUUAAGGGUGGAACUUGCCCAUGGUGGACGUGGAAACUCAUCUUCUACAGAUCGUCAUAAUAGCCAUAGCAGUGGUCGGGGCGGCCAUGGUGGAGUUUCUAGACGAUCCGAUUAUAGAGUUUUGGUGACUGGGUUACCCUCUUCGGCAUCAUGGCAAGACCUUAAGGAUCACAUGCGUCGAGCUGGGGAUGUUUGUUUCUCCCAAGUUUUCAAGGAGGGUGGUGGUACCACAGGGAUUGUGGACUACACAAACUACGAUGACAUGAAAUAUGCCAUACGCAAAUUGGAUGACUCAGAGUUUCGAAAUGCUUUCUCACGUGGAGUGAUACGUGUGAAGGAGUAUGAUUCCAGUCGGUCUAGGAGCCGUAGUCGCAGCCGUAGCAAGAGCUAUAGCCGUAGCCGCAGCAGGAGCAGAAGCAAGUCCCCAAAAGCAAAACCAUCUCGGCGCUCAAAAUCCCGUUCGGGGUCCGCCUCUCCUCGUUCCCGUUCUGGAUCAGAACCCCCGCGCCCAUCAGCAAGAUAUGGAUAUGGAUAUAUACAGCUUGUCAGGGGAUUGCAUGUUAGGAUUGAUGGAUAUGGAUUGCAAUGAAAAGGCUGGAUUUUGAAUAUGGGAGUGGGGGCUAUUGCAUUGCAGUCAUGAUUUAAAAAGUUGUUGGAUGGAUCUCCAAAAAUAUACACGAGAUAAUUUGUUUAAACAUAUUGGCAUGAUUCAUGAAUGAGAAGGCUACUACUAUUGGAUAAGAGGAACAUACAUUUGGUUGGAUGGAUGGAUAUUAUUAAACUCGCUUGUUUCUGGAACUUUUGCAGAUCUCCUUCAAGAUCCAGAUCCCCCCCACCGUCUCGCCCAAAGCCUGCUGCUGCUACCAGUAAAAGUCCAAAAGGCAAGAGCAGGAGUAAGAGUCCAAGCAGAAGCAGAAGCAGGAGCAGGAGCAAGAGUUUAUCAAGGUGAUGGAGUAGCAGAAAAAUGGUUGCUUGCCCAAACAACUCUACUCUAAAUUCACAUAUAUUUAACAUUUCUUGUGAUAAAAAAGGAUAUGGGGAGCCAAGCUCAAUAUUGGACUAUUUAUAUUUGCUUCACAAAUUUGCUCAACUUUGUUGUACUCCAAUGUGUAUUGUUGAUUAAUUUUAUUCGGAUCCCAAUAUAAAGCCAUAUUGAUUCGCUUAAGCUAUUUCAUCAAAUUUUAAUUUAGGAUUGAUUGCCUACUUGGCAAGGAUGUCUGACCCUGAUUGCAAGGCACAAUUACGAAUGAUGAAUUUUGUCAUUUUCGCUUAUACUUGCACGCAAAGAAGCAAAGAAGCAUGGUAGGCUUGGCUACAAUGCUAGCCAAUGAUCUUAUUGACGUCCAUGAAUUGGAAAAAUCUGAUUCUAUAAUUUUUCUAUUCCACACCUGUCUGUCUCAUCUUGUUAAAAGUAAAGUGCUUGAAAUUCUUUUGGAUGGAUUUCAAAGAUCAAUUAAGCAGUCUAGUGUUGUUUUUUUUAGGUUGGAAGAAUCGAGUUCCAAUUUAUUUUACUUUGUGUGCUAUGUCAUACGGCCUG